AUGGAAUCCAGAGCCUGUACCGCAUGCGCAAAAGCGCGGAGAAGUUGUGAUAAGCACAAGCCACACUGUCUUCGUUGUCGAACGCGCGGAAACCGCUGCGAAUACCCCCCCUCAAAGCCGACUUCAUUCGUUAGAUUGAGAGAGCAAGCUCCUGAGUUGGCCUAUACUCCGCUAUCAGGAUCGACUACAUCCUUUGGGCCGAUGUUCUCACUUUUCUCAAGCACCCAAGUACACUCUUGGUGGUUUGCAUCACCAGAAACGUGGACGAUCGACCAGGUCCCGCCUAACUUGCUGUCGGCCCCCCACCGCUUUUCCUCUGCGGACUUGGAUCGUCAUCUAAGAACGAUGAUUCUAUGGUUAGCUGAAUGGGUGACGCAGGGUAGCAAUCCGUUCAUCCAUCAACAAUUGUACCGCCACCGAUUGCCGCGUUGUAUUCAGAGUGCCUAUACGGCACUUUCAGCUUAUCUGAAUAAGACAGCUUCAAACGAGCAAAUGAUAUGCCGCAUCAUUGAAGAUCAAGUCGUGCUGUUGGUAGGCGAAGGCGUGCCGCGGUCGGAGUCCGUGCUUGGGGCCGCAAACUCUUCCGAACGCAAACUUGAUAUACUUGAAUACCUCGCUAGAGUUCAAGCAUUGCUUGUGUAUCAAUGCAUUGGCUUUUUUGACGGUAACCAUCGACUACGUCACCUUGCCGAAAAGCAUAUCCCCAUACUUCAAAGCUGGUUAGUCGACCUCCUCGAGUAUACCCGGCAAGCAGAGUGCUGCGGCGAGUCACUCAUGUCAUCUCCCAACGGCCAGGCCACUUUCAAUAUCGACACAGCUAGCGAGAGUCCCAAUGAAAAUCUCCUCUGGUACUCUUGGGUUUUGAUUGAAAGCACUCGACGCACCUGGCUUAUUGCCUCCGGCAUCCAAGGAAUGUACCAGCUCAUACAAAGGCGAAUGGCGGCAUGCAUGGGCGGUACGAUCUUCACAAGUCGCCAGGGCUUUUGGGAGGCACCAACAGCUCUAGUAUGGGAGAAGCGAUGUUCUGAAGUAUACGCGGGAUUGGUACGGCUUACAGAGAUAGAAAAGCUCUUUGCGAUGGUGCCAAAGAGAGAGAUAAACGAGUUUGCAAAGUUGGUUCUAGAAUGCCCAUAUGGAGAUGAGCAGGUAGAGAGGUGG
Molecule: messenger RNA, 1158 nt
Organism: Dothidotthia symphoricarpi CBS 119687
Lineage: Eukaryota; Fungi; Ascomycota; Dothideomycetes; Pleosporales; Dothidotthiaceae
Exons: 1
Biological process (GO): regulation of DNA-templated transcription
Molecular function (GO): zinc ion binding; DNA-binding transcription factor activity, RNA polymerase II-specific
Source: RefSeq, a predicted model, not a curated record